Leguminivora glycinivorella is the source of this 2062-nucleotide messenger RNA. RefSeq names its product neural cell adhesion molecule 2-like. Gene Ontology annotation, molecular function: cell adhesion molecule binding. The record is from RefSeq and is a predicted model, not a curated record. Gene Ontology annotation, biological process: cell-cell adhesion. The transcript has 11 exons. Gene Ontology annotation, cellular component: cell-cell junction. Lineage: Eukaryota; Metazoa; Arthropoda; Insecta; Lepidoptera; Tortricidae. Bases 115 to 1509 code for a protein of 464 amino acids.
GCACCGCCGCUUCGCUUCAGCCACCACGGCUGGGUCACGAGAAAGUUUCGCCAGAAAAAGAUAAUAUAACAUUUAUUCAAAGGGUAGUGUGACGUGGAGUGCCGUGAUUCAAACAUGCGGUGGCUUCCUCUGGCGGUUUGUUGCUACGCAGUUGGUCUAGUAUCAUCGGCACCGACAGAAAGUGAUGAGCCGUACCUGAAAAUAAAAACCCGGACGACCACAUUCAACGUUGGCGAGAGAAGGGCAAUCUACUGCGAAGGACAACAUUUACCUGGUAACCUGGAAUGGUACGACCCUUCUGGCGCUAAGAUACCACCGAGAUCUACCAAAGCUAAGAGAAUAUUCGUGGAACCACGUAUUUCCACUAAUGACGUGCCCACAUUUUUGCCUUUGAUGAUACAGAAAUUGAUACUGGCUGACUCAGGGACUUACAUUUGUAAGGCUGGCGAUCUAAGUAGCAAUAUUACUAUUUUCGUAGGUGAAAAAGUAGUCAUUACAGAAACGGAAGAAGAUGUAAUUGACGAGGAAGGUCAUCACGUUGAACUAUCUUGCCAAGCGAAGGGUACACCAGUACCAGAUAUUCAGUGGUAUGACAAAGACAGCCAGCCUAUAGUCAAUAGUGCAAAAUACAGGAUCACGUAUAAGCCUAGAUCCAGCACUAGUGUCCUAAGAAUAAAUGAUCUGAGUCAUAUGGACCCCGGAAAAUAUAAAUGUAAAGCAACACAGGAGAAGCUAUCACAUUUUGCUGAAAAGUUCUUCCACUUAAGUGUGAGGCAUAAGCCGGUAAUCAUGAAUGAAUACUCGGAGAGUGAAGUGUACGCUAUCUUAGACGAAUGGAAAAAUAUUACAUGCAAGGCAAUCGCAUAUCCUGCGCCAACUUUCACUUGGUCGAAGCACGAUGACAACUAUGAUGAAGAAAUGAGAAACGAUGGACCUGACCAUAAAAUCACCACGUCAAAGGAAACAGACGGGUAUUCCGUGCUGACGCUACACAUUACCAACGAGACGCUGGAAAAGCAGUACAAGUGCACGGUGGAGAACCCCAAGGGCCGCCAGAACUUCAUGUUCCACGUGUCGCUGGGGAACAAACCUGAUCCACCAACUGCUGUUGUGAUGACGUCUGCAACUGCAAAUAAUAUAACAUUCGAAGUUUCCUGUGAGAACUGUACAUUCUUUAAAGACGACGGAAUAGCUCCUAAACCAGAAAAUCUGCCUGUUCUUGGUUACGUCUUCGAAAUUGUGCCGCAUAUGGAAGGAUUCACUGUACCUUACUGGCUGAACGGGACGCAAUAUACGUUCGACAUUACUUCAGACAACGAGACUGUGUUUACAAUCGAAAAUUUGGAAAAGUCUACAGAAUACCACGUACGAGUAGCGACCCGCAAUAUUGCCGGCCAAUCCGACUGGUUCGACGUCGUAGGGUACCCUAAAACAACGGAUGGUGCUGCUGCCUUAACCACAUCGAUUGGAUUACUUAUAUUAGCCUUAUUUUUCUCCUUAAGAUACUAGUUUUUUAUAAGCUUGCUUUUGGUGUACAUUUUGCCUUGGACGGCUAACAUGACUUAAUGAAGGUGUCUCAAAAUACCGUCUCUUUCUUAUCAGUACUCGGUUAAGACUAGUUGACAAGUGUUAUGUAGCGACGUCAGUUUUGUUAGCCAUCUAAUUAUUCAUUUUGUACCGGGGAUAUCGUUACAGCGCCAUUUUCAUUUACUAUCAUGAAGGGUUUUCGUAGCUGAUCCACAUAUUUAGCAUACGUGAUAUCCGAAACGUAAAUAAACGGCAGCGUGUUCUAUCCCUGAGUAAAUAAUUUAAUUGUGAUAAUUUUCACAAAUGUUUUUAAUGUGUAAAUGUGCUAAAAAAAAGCUUUGUUAUUGUAGACCUUGAUAUAAAUAAAACAUUGUCCCUAUGACGACAUUUAUGAGCAUAAACGAAUUGUAGAUAGACAAUACUUGUAUAAGUUACUUUAGAAUAGCUUCAUUGUUAUUUUAUACAACUCAAUAUUUACUAUUACAAUUUAAUAAGACAAGACCAAGGGUUUUAGCUCCGGAAACAGGUAUAAUUU